Molecule: messenger RNA, 2000 nt
Organism: Paramisgurnus dabryanus
Lineage: Eukaryota; Metazoa; Chordata; Actinopteri; Cypriniformes; Cobitidae
Gene: dhrs7b
Product: dehydrogenase/reductase (SDR family) member 7B
Cellular component (GO): membrane
Molecular function (GO): oxidoreductase activity
Source: RefSeq, a predicted model, not a curated record
UGUUGUCCCUACUAGUAUGUUAUUUUAUAAAUCUACCAUAGGGUGUACGCAGAUACAACAGCGUCAUUAUUUAAAGUUAUAAUAUGAGAGGAUACCACAAAUGUGUUUUAAUAUGUAUUAGCAACGGCAAAUGCAACGUUUAUGGAUGUCUUUAUGCUUUAGUUAUAGCCCUGUGAUGUUCCUGUCACAAACUAGGGGACGAGUAACAGGUUGGAAGUGUUACAAUACACAUGGAGCGUGUGUUGAGUUUAGGUUUGGGGCCACUAGCAGUCGGGACGGUCGGGUUGCUGAUUUUGCUAAAAGUGAUCCAGAGACUAAGAGACAAACAAAAUGUUCAGGAUAAAGUGGUGGUGAUCACUGGUGCCAGUUCAGGCCUGGGCAAAGAGUGUGCACGGCUGUUUCAUGCUGCAGGUGCCCGGCUGAUCCUAUGUGGACGGGACCAGAAGAGACUGCAGCAGGUUGUUGAGGAGCUGACAGCAAUUCCCAGUGGAAAAACACAGACUUAUGCUCCAUGCACUGUCACCUUUGACCUCUCCGACACGGCUUUGGUUGCCAAGGCCGCUGAAGAGAUUUUGAAGUGCCAUGGUCAUGUGGACGUCCUAAUCAACAACGCAGGCAUUAGUUACCGUGGCAACAUCUUGGACACCCACGUCUCUGUUCAGCGAGAUGUCAUGGAGACUAACUACUUCGGCCCUGUUGCUCUUACUCAAGCUAUUCUGCCCUCUAUGGUUGAUAGACGCAGUGGACAUAUUGUAGUCAUCAGCAGUGUGCAGGGAAAGAUCUCCAUACCGUACAGAUCUGCAUAUGCAGCAUCUAAACAUGCAACGCAGGCCUAUUUUGACUGUUUGAGGGCUGAGGUUGACAGGUUUGGCCUGCAGGUAUCUGUUAUCAGCCCUGGUUACAUCAGAACAAACCUGUCCAUCAAUGCAGUCACAGGGGACGGUUCCAAAUAUGGAGUAAUGGACAAAACCACAGCACACGGGCGGGAUCCAGUGGACAUUGCUCAUGCUGUUCUAAAGGCUGUCCGUCACAAACAGAAAGACGUUGUAUUGGCUGGGCCAUUGCCUACUGUGGCCAUCUAUCUUCGUACACUUUGCCCUGCUCUCUUCUUUAAAGUGAUGGCGUCACGGGCUAUAAAAGAACAAAAACUAAAAGAGGAAUAAGUAAACACGCUACUGGUGAAAUGAGGAUCCCAAGUCAUAUUUGCAUUUGUCCUCUUAAAGUUUUAGAGCUAAAAAUCUUUGUAUUUCACUUCACAGUCCAGUUCUUUCAAUGCCCAGAUCUGCCAUUGCUUGAGAUUAUGUUUUAAAUAUUUAUUUCUCUGCAAAUAGUGAUUGGAAAUGGUUAAAAAACAUGUAAGCAAAUCUAUACAAGUAGUUGAUCCUGGCAAGUUUUUGUCACACAUGAUUGUUGGCAGUAAGUCACAUUUCUCUUCGUAGUUCCUCAAAAGCUUUUUUUCAAUCUUUUAAAAAUGAAUGUAAUGCAUAUUUUUUAGUCAGAAACAACAUUUCAGAACAUGAUGUUUUUCACAAUAUUUUUAAAAUCCCAUUUAAAAUAUUAUGUCAGGUGGUACAAUCAAUCAUUGUUAAUGUUUUAUUGCUUCCUGUGUCGUGGUGAUUGUUUGUUUAUUUGAUAGUGGCAUUUAAAAUUAUAAUCCUGAAAAAAAUGUGUAAAACAACUUUACCAUAAAACUAACAUUUGAGAACUACACAUUUAAGAACAGUAAUUUAAAAGUUUAAUGACACCAGUGUACCAGAAUACCCAUAAAAUUAAACUAGCUAUUUUUCAUUCAGCUAUAAAGACCACCUGGGGUUCAUUGGGUGAUGAAAUAACAUUUUUACUCUUUAUACUUUUUAAUAAGAGGUAAUUGCAAUUAUAUUACCUGGACAUUUGAAAACAUCCAAAAUGUUGGACAAACAUUUUUCAAUUAUCCUAACAUCCCUACAACUACUAAUAUUCAUGAAGUUGGUUUAUAAUAAAGGUGUGGAACAUGAACUAUU